Molecule: messenger RNA, 417 nt
Organism: Dictyostelium purpureum
Lineage: Eukaryota; Evosea; Eumycetozoa; Dictyosteliales; Dictyosteliaceae
Exons: 1
Coding region: 1-417 (138 amino acids)
Source: RefSeq, a predicted model, not a curated record
AUGAAAAUAAUAAAUUAUGUGUUUAUAUAUUUAUUUGUUUUAUUAGCAGUAAUAAUAAAUAAUAGCAAUAAUAGUGUAGAAGCUUUAAAUACAACAACAAUAAAUUAUUAUCAAAUUAGAAGAUAUGAAGAAAAGAAUUGUACAGGUAGAAUUAUGUCAUUUUUUGUAUUUUACGAGCAUAGUGUAUAUUCUGCAUAUUUAAAUAUAUUAUUUCAAUGUGACUCUAGCAACCCCGAAGAAGCUAAAUGUGCGAUGAUUAAUGGAUAUCCAACUGGGGAAACUGUAGAUUACGAUGACAGUAUAAUUACAAUUGAAAAGAACAAGUGUUUUAAAGGCUAUACAUUGGUAUACGAUACAGAAUUUAAUUAUGACGAAAAGAAAUAUUGUGUAGUAUCAGAAUAUUCAACGUAUGUAUAG